This is a messenger RNA of Daphnia pulex (common water flea), 1175 nucleotides long. RefSeq lists its product as uncharacterized. The transcript has 4 exons. Bases 49 to 624 code for a protein of 191 amino acids. The record is from RefSeq and is a predicted model, not a curated record. NCBI's taxonomy places the organism in Eukaryota, Metazoa, Arthropoda, Branchiopoda, Diplostraca, Daphniidae.
UUUGAAAGUUGACAGUGACAUUUUAUAAUUGUGGACAUCGUAGUAAAAAUGGACGAGUUGCCAGUUAUGCUUGCGGCAGUUCUUGAAAUAAUAUAUGACGACGACAUCGAAAUGGAUUUAAUAGACGAAUACAUAUAUCCAGGUAGAAUUGCUGGUCUCAUAGUUAACCAGCAAUUACGAUUCGGCCCUUCGCCUUUUGUUGGUAUCAGAAACUAUAUCCAAGACACAGUUUGGAGGUAUCCAGACGAUUUAUUCAAACAACAUUUCAGGAUGUCUAGAAAUGCUUAUAAUGUAUUGCUGCAGAGAUUUACGGUGUACUUGACACAGCCAAUUAACACAACAAUCCAUAAUACAGCCCUUUCGCCCUAUGUGAAACUUCUCUUAUUUUUAUGGACUAUAAGCAACCAAGACAGUUUCAGAGCAAUUGGAGAUCGCUUCGGAAUGUUAAAAGGUGAUGCCCAUUUCAUUUUCAUUUCAGCGUGCCAAAUAAUACUGGCUCACGGUAUUGAUUUCAUUGGUUGGCCCGAAGAGAAUGAAUAUCGUAGUAUCAGCGAAGAUUUUCGUCUUCCAUACACCAUAGGCGCACUGGACGGCACUCUAAUACGAAUACUACAACCGUCUUAAAACUUUGCUGCAUAUACUUGUCGAAAUUUUUUUUGCAGUAACCCUGCAAGCGACCUGUAGAAAAAAUCUGUCAUUUACAUCGGUAAGCACUGGCUGGCCAGGAUCUAUGCAUGACGCCCGUGUUUAUGCGAAUAGCGAGCUAGGGAAAACGCUUCACGACAAACUUGCCAGAACCGAUUAGCAUUUAAUCGCAGAUCUUGCCUAUCCUCUUUCCAGCUAUUUGCUGAAAUCAUACCCGCGAGAAGGUGCAACUGCGGUAAACAUUGCGUUGCAGAGUAUGCUGCAAAAUCAUCCCUUAAUACGUUAAUGUUUUCCAGGAACAACUGUUAUUCAACCGCACGCUAAAUGGUGACAGAUCAACAAUAGAGCGUGCAUUUGCCCACCUAAAAAUGAAAUUUUGUUGUUUAAAAUUUCUCUACAUGUUAAGACUAGAUUUGAUACCAAGUGUCAUUAUUGCUUGCUGCUGCCUGCACAAUUUCAUAAUAGAAGUUGACGGCCUUGACGAAGAUGACAACGAUUAUGCUGACGGAAGCGACGAAGACGAAAACGAG